This is a messenger RNA of Dibothriocephalus latus, 161 nucleotides long. The record is from the annotation of a GenBank genome assembly. NCBI's taxonomy places the organism in Eukaryota, Metazoa, Platyhelminthes, Cestoda, Diphyllobothriidea, Diphyllobothriidae.
GUGCGCCAGGUCCCUCUGGUCCAAUCGGCCUGAAGGGUGAAGAAGGUUCACCGGGACCGGUUGGUCCCCCUGGCGCUCAGGGUCCCCAGGGUCCCCGUGGCCUGCCAGGAUUUACCGGCCCGACCGGUCCAGCGGUAAGCAGUUUUCGCAUUUUAUUAUGA